AUGUUUGGAAUUGUUGGUUCUGUGUCAGUUUUCUUAUCGGCAUCUGCAAAACGUAAUAAUAUAUUGCAAAAUGCAAUUUCUAAUGAUAAUGACGAACCAAUUCCAAAAAAAAACAAAACUACGAGCUCUAUGUGCAACACGUUGGAAGAACUGGAGAAAGAUACAAACCAAGAAACAUCUGUUAAAGCUUCAAGUUUUAAUUCAAGUGUUAAAAAAAGUGAAUUUGUCGUAGCAUUAGAAACUGUGGCUAAUUUGUUCGUAUACACGAGGUCUUUAAGUAUACAAUUACAAAGUUCUAAACAGGAUCUAUCAAGUGCAAUGGAAAAUGUCAAAAAUGUUCUUAAUGUGUUUGAAGAUAUUCGUAAAAAUCCUGAUACAACAUUCAUUACCUUAUUUGAAAGUGCAGCUCAAAAAUUAAAACUAUUUGAUAAAGAAUUAAAAGUUUCUCGACUUAGUGGUCAUCAAACAAAAAGGAAUAACAUCAAUGUCAAUAUCAACCAAAAUCCUAUGGAGUGGUUUAAAAUAACAAUUUUUAUACCAUUUUUAGACCAUAUUAUUCAAGAAUUAAAAUCUAGUUUCAGUGAUAAAUUUGUUAAAGUUCUUCCACUUGAAGGUCUCAUUCCAAUUCAUAAAGACUCAUAUAGCACCGAAGCUAUAGUAAAUGCUGCAAUGUUGUAUGACCAAGAUUUACUUUCAAGUUCAGAUUUAGUAUUAAAAGCAGAAAUAAAUCUUCGGAAAACUAAAUGGAAUAACAUAGAAACAAAUAUCCCUCAUACUGCUGUUACAUCACUCCUGUACUGUGAAGAAUAUUUUCCUAACAUCAAAAUCUUAUUACAAUUAUUUGCUACGCUUCCAGUAUCCACAGCAACCGCUGAAAGGACAUUUUCUACCUUAAGGAGAUUAAAAAAUUAUAUGCGCUCUACAAUGACUGAGUCUAGACUAAAUGGUUUAGCUCUAUUAAAUAUUCAUAAAGAUAAACAUACAGGGUGUCCCACAGAGAUCUGA
Aphis gossypii (cotton aphid) is the source of this 1005-nucleotide messenger RNA. Its product is annotated as 52 kDa repressor of the inhibitor of the protein kinase-like. The record is from RefSeq and is a predicted model, not a curated record. The transcript is spliced from 2 exons. The coding region runs from base 1 to 1005 and encodes 334 amino acids. Gene Ontology annotation, molecular function: protein dimerization activity. Lineage: Eukaryota; Metazoa; Arthropoda; Insecta; Hemiptera; Aphididae.